Molecule: messenger RNA, 1788 nt
Organism: Dioscorea cayenensis subsp. rotundata (Guinea yam)
Lineage: Eukaryota; Viridiplantae; Streptophyta; Magnoliopsida; Dioscoreales; Dioscoreaceae
Exons: 2
Coding region: 1-1788 (595 amino acids)
Molecular function (GO): zinc ion binding
Source: RefSeq, a predicted model, not a curated record
AUGCUACCACCAGUUUUACAUGGAGGACCUUUAACAAUAAGUAAUCCGACAAGAGAUUCAGAAGCUGAGUUUACUAUGAUUGGUCAUCGUUUUGAAAAUGCGAAAGACUUUAAGGAUGCAUUGUGUGACUUAGCCGUCAAACGCAAUUUCAACUUUCGGUUCAUAAAGAACGAUAAAGAUAGAGUGACUGUGACAUGUGCUGAUGAAGAUUGUCAAUGGCGUGUUCAUGCCUCAAGAGACGGAAACCUUCAUACAUUCAGGAUUAAAACAUCACAACAUAAACACACAUACGGUGGGGGCAUCAACACACCAUUUCACCCGAGAGCAUCAAAGAAAUGGGUUAGUAGGAAGGUAGUAAUGAAAUUACAUGAUCGGUCUCUGUACCGAGCAGUAGAUAUACAACGAGAUAUAUUACGUGACCACGGUGUUCGUCUGCCGUAUAAACAAGCCUGGAUGGGUAAAGAGUUAGCAAAGGGAAUUCUUCAUGGCAGUGAUAUAGCAAGCUAUGAUCUGUUGGUAUGGUAUGCAGCUAAAGUUUCUGAAACUAACCCAGGUAUCGUCAUUAUUAUUGACACUGAUGGAGAACGAUUCAAGCAUGGGUUUUUCUGUUUUCGUCCUUCUCUUGAUGGUUUCAAGCGGGGUUAUAGGCCAAUGCUUUUUCUAGACGAAACUCACUUGUUGGGUAAAUAUGGCGGUAUCCUUCUUGGUUCAACAGCCAAAGAUGGAAAUGAAGGAUUUUUUCAUUUGACGUUUGCUAUCGUGGAUAAUGAAACUGAUGAUAACUGGACAUGGUUUACAUCAACUUUGGGUGAUGCAAUAUACGGUGAUGACGACUACACCAACAUAAUCACAUUCAUCUCGGAUCGGUCGAAAGGACUUGUAAAUGCCAUUGCGAAGGUUUUUCCUUCAUCCCCGCAUGCUUAUUGCUUGCGACAUCUACAUGCAAAUUUUCUUAAAUCAAAUGGGCAGCUAGGAAAGUCAUUAAAAGAUGAGUGCUGGAGUUUGAUUAUGAAGAUUGCAUAUGCAUGUACGUCUUUCGAAUAUGAUGAAGCUGUACGCUCCCUAUUGGCCACAUCAGGACAAGCACACCAUUGGAUGUUCCAGAAAUCGGACAUGUCACAUUGGUGUAAUUACUUGUUUCGAUGCCAGCAGUGGGGUGAAAUGUACUCCAACGUCGCAGAAUCUUUUAAUGCAUGGAUAAGAGAAGCACGACACCUUCCUGUGUGUAAGAUGGUAGAUGCAAUAAGGUUUAAGAUGAUGAACAUGAUGUACAACCGACGUAAUUGUUGCUUGAAAUGGGAAUCUUAUCUUUGCCCUGUGAUACACAAGAAGAUUGAAGUGAUAGUCGAAGAAAGUAGGUGCUUACUGAUAGGUUGUUCAUAUGGAGAACAGUUCGAGGUUGUUGACCACCAGAGUAAUUCUGUUAAUUUGUGUGCUCGAACAUGCUCUUGUCGCCGCUGGCAGGUUUACGGAAUACCAUGUAAGCAUGCUUGCGCAGCGAUUAUGCAAACUGAUAAAAAUGUCCAUCCCUUCAUUGAACCAUACUACACUGUCAAAUCCUACAAGUUGACAUACAAAGAAUCGAUAUUCCUUGUACCAGAUCAUGACAAACCGUUGGAUGACUCUCGCCAACUUCGUAUUCGACCAUUUAUCUCAAAGAAAAGGCCUGGUCGUCCCAGGCACAAGUGGAUUGAGUCACAAGCAUGGCAUGUGCGUGAAAUGCAUUGUAGCCGUUGCCACUCAAUCGGACAUAACAGGGCAACAUGUAAUGAAGUAAUCGCAGACUAA